Molecule: messenger RNA, 3136 nt
Organism: Syngnathus acus (greater pipefish)
Lineage: Eukaryota; Metazoa; Chordata; Actinopteri; Syngnathiformes; Syngnathidae
Gene: elac2
Product: elaC ribonuclease Z 2
Exons: 23
Coding region: 185-2734 (849 amino acids)
Biological process (GO): mitochondrial tRNA 3'-end processing
Cellular component (GO): mitochondrion
Molecular function (GO): 3'-tRNA processing endoribonuclease activity
Source: RefSeq, a predicted model, not a curated record
UAUGCCGGAAGUAGUGUCUCACGUGUGUGUCAACUCGCAAACAACAAGCUCUCCUUGCUCCCUUCUUCGCCCACCCGGCAAUUUUAUUUUAUGUCAUUUUGCCCCAAAUGGCGGCUAGAGAAUGUUUGACCAAGAAGGAUGUUUGACAUGAGGAUGGUUUUUGAUUGACGCGUUUUUCAAUAUUAUGAACAUUCUGAGUGUCAUCACAUUGCGCGUGUCCGCCGCCGCUCGUCCACUGCUCCUCACCCCGUGUCGCUGUCCUUUUUUGCGACCUGCCAGGCAAGCGCAUCAUUCCAUGGCUGACAACACCAACAACAAGAUGGAGAAUAUGAGGCCCGCCAAGCAGCAGGCGAAGCCUCUCCGGAGGCUGAAGGGCAAAGAGAGUCGCAGCAAACGCGGCGACGUGCACGGCCCCGCCACCGUGUACGUGCAGGUGGUCGGCGCCGGAAGUCGGGACAACGCCGCGUCACUUUACGUCUUCUCCGAGUUCAACAGGUACUUGUUCAACUGUGGAGAAGGGACGCAGAGACUCAUGCACGAGCACAAGCUGCGAGCAUCCCGCCUGGACAACAUCUUCUUGACCCGGAUGAGCUGGGAGAACGUGGGCGGUCUUUCGGGAAUGAUCCUCACCUUGAAGGACACCGGAGUCCCCGACUGCGUCCUCUCGGGACCCCCUCAGCUGGAGAGCUACGUGAAAGCCAUCAAGACUUUCUCCGGGCCGCUGGACAGCAUAAAACUUUCUGUUCGUCCGUACACGGACCAAACAUACACGGACGACACCAUGACCGUUGUGCAAGUUCCCAUCUUCGCCUCACCAGGGAAUAGCCGACUCUCUCCAGGAAUUAGCCGCUCCCCAAGUCCCACCUCCCUCGGGAGAGACGGCGAUCACCUCGAUGACGUCAAAGACCAAUCAGGAGACAAAAGCCAGGUUCCAAGAGACGCGUCACUGGUGGUCGCAUUCAUAUGCAAACUUCAUCCCAAGAAAGGAAACUUCUUGGUGCUCAAGGCCAAAGAACUUGGACUUCCUGUUGGCACAGCGGCGAUUGGCCCACUCAUCGCCGCUCUGAAGAGCGGCAAAAGCAUCACGUAUGAUGGCAAAGAGAUCCGACCGGAGCAGGUGUGCACGCCCACCGAUCCGGGGCCGGUGUUUGUCAUCGUGGAGUGUCCGUCCGAGGAGUUUGUCGGGCCUCUCUGCGAUAGUCAGCCCAUUUCAAGGUAUCACAACGGGGGGGCAGAGGACGCCCCCGCCCUGGUGGUGCACAUUACUCCCGAGGCACUGCUGAAAACGGAUCAGUACCGAGCCUGGAUGGAAAGGUUCCCGUCCAGCACCGAGCAUCUGAUCCUCAACGAGCACGCUGGCUCCGCCCACAAUGUCCGCAGUCACAAGAUCCAAGCGCAGCUCAACAUGAUCCACCCCGACGUCUUCCCGCACCUCACCGCCUACACGCCAAAAGAGCCCCGCUCAUCUUUCAAGGCGUCCGCCGUGCGAGCCGAAUGUCUGCUCAAGUUCCAGUUGCGACCGGUCAUCGAGUGGCAAAGAGACGCCAUCCCUCCUUGCAUCCACGAGGAGUUUGUCAAAGAGGCUUUUGACGUGCCCAACUUUUUGCAAGAAGUGAACAAAUGUCAGCAGCUACGCUCAAACGGCUCCGCAGCACCUCCUGGUGGCUUCUCCACAUCACUGAUGACAAUUGUGUGUAUUGAUGUAGGACAAGCCGAAUAUCCUGAGUUUGUUUUCCUGGGAACUGGAUCGGCUCUGCCCAUGAAAAUCCGCAACGUCAGCAGCACUUUAAUCAACAUCAGCUCGGGCCGUUCGCUGCUGUUGGACUGCGGCGAGGGGACCUUCGGCCAGCUGUGCCGACACUACGGCGACGGCGUGGACGAGGUUCUGUCCGACAUCUCUGCCGUGUUUGUGUCGCACAUGCACGCCGACCAUCACACGGGUCUGGUCAAGCUGCUGUACCAAAGACGACGUGCCCUGGCAACUUUAGGCAAGGCCUGGCGUCCCGUGUUGCUGUUGGCCCCCUGGGACAUGAUGAGUUGGCUGCGGCAGUAUCACGAUGGCUGCGAGGAGAUCCUCCAUCACGUCAACUUCAUCCCAAACGACGUCCUGCGUCACAAAGCAGAAGCUCCCAAGCCGAGGACGCGAGCGUUGAUUGGCGCGUUACUCGAGAAAAACGACUUGGAAAAGUUUGAGACGUGCACAGUUCGUCACUGUAAGAACGCGUACGGCUGCAGCCUGACGCACCGGUCGGGCUGGAAGGUGGUCUUCUCCGGCGACACCAUGCCCUGCGACGCCCUGGUGCACAUUGGGAAGAACGCCACCCUGCUGAUCCAUGAGGCCACGCUGGAGGACGGCUUAGAGGAGGAAGCGGUGGACAAACGACAUAGCACGACAUCACAGGCGAUCGACGUGGGCAUGAGGAUGCGGGCGGACUUCAUCAUGCUGAAUCACUUCAGCCAGCGCUACGCCAAGAUCCCGCUCUUUAGCGAUGAUUUCACCGAGCGAGUGGGCAUCUCCUUCGACCACAUGCGGGUGCGUCUGGGAGACUUGAAGAUCCUACCCUCGCUGAUCCCGGCACUCAAGACGCUCUUUGCCGAAGAACUGGAGGAAAUGGAAGAGAGACGAGAGCGACGGGAGCUCAAGCAGAAGAGGUCGACGCUCGCAGAGGGCGACGCCGGCCAGGAGAACGACACCUCUGGAGUCCUCCACGCCAAGAGACUGAAGAGCAGCUGAUGACUUUGAGUUCCAGCAGAACCUUGCUGUUGGCCACACAAAGGAGUCGAGUCCUGCCGCCAAUCGCAAACGCCACAAGUCACUGAUGCCCCUCAAAAAAAGGCCAAUAAAUUCCAGAAGAUUGCAGCAAAGCACUGCUUUUGUCUAAAUGCUGAACUGCAGAUAUGCUGGAUCCACUUUAUUUCAUCCAAACUGGAAGCCUUGAUUUAUUUCCUUUUUUAAUGCAGUGCUUUCAUUUUAUUUAACCCUUGUGUUAGUUUUUUAGUUUCCUAAUCAUUUAUUUCACUUAUCAACCAUGAAUUGUAAGUAAACCGAUAAUGAAGGACAAAUGCACUGAAAGCUUAAAAGUCAUGAAUUGCUUGAAAACAAUCAUUGCAUAAAGGAAAUUAUUUGGACACAUCA